AGCUAUUCUCUAUUUCACUAAACAUUCCCCCAAUCUCCAUAAACUUCUGCAUUAGUGUCCUACACGUUCUCUCUCUCGCCUCUCUCCUCACUUAUGUUUCGGAUCACCACAGGACCAAUUCUCACUCAGUUUGACAAAUCAUCCUCAAUCUCUCUCUCCCUUUUGAGAAAUUCAACAAGCCACCACAGAGGAAGCUAUAGAGGACAAAAGUCCAGUUUUUCCCUUUUGCCUUUUUCUUGCUCUUCUUUCUUUGCUUUCAAGGUCUUAUUUCUUGUGUAUUCCCAAACACACAGACGAUUAAUUCCUUCAUUGGAUUGUCCCCAAAACACAAAUUAUCUCACUUUCUGCCAUUUUUCCCCAAUUCCCCACCUGGGUUUCUUCCAUUUUCUCCCCAAACUCACAAAGCAAGAACCUUUAAUUCUGUUUUCUCUGUAAUGCGUUUGUUCGGUUCGUCUGCAAUUGGGAAUUGCCAGUUGGUUUUUCUUUUCUUUUGUUGAUGAGUUGAUAAUUUUCUGGAUUUUGGAGCUAUUUCAAGUUCCAAGAACAUGGGGGGAGGAGAGAAGAGUGACAAAGAAACAAAGAAAGAAAACCAAGGUGAUACAGAUAAUGAAGGAGUUGAGGGGAUUGGGAGGCAGAUGAGUGAGACUUCCGUCUCUGCAGCUGAGGAGGAGGAAGAUGAAGAAGGAAGCAGUAAAAUUCAGUUGGGUCCCCAAUGCACUCUUAAAGAACAGAUUGAGAAGGAUAAGGAUGAUGAGAGUUUGAGGAGGUGGAAGGAGCAGCUUCUUGGGGCUGUGGAUUUUGAGAAUGUUGGGGAAACUCUUGAACCAGAAGUGAAGUUCAUUCAGCUGUCAAUCCUUUCUCCUGGUAGACCUGACAUUGUUCUUGAUAUUCCAGAAGAUGGGAAACCCAAAGGCUUAUGGUUUACCCUGAAAGAAGGUAGUCAGCACAACCUGAAGUUCUCCUUCCAAGUUAAGAAUAACAUUGUAUCCGGCCUCAAGUACACCAACACUGUUUGGAAAACUGGUGUCAAGGUCGACAGCACAAAAGAGAUGAUUGGAACUUUCAGUCCUCAGCAAGAGCCUUACAUACAUGUGAUGCCGGAAGAGACCACACCUUCUGGCAUGUUUGCCAGAGGAUCAUAUUCUGCAAGAUCAAAGUUUCUUGACGAUGAUAACAAGUGCUACUUGGAGAUCAAUUACACCUUCGAUAUUCGAAAGGAAUGGGCUAAAUAAACCGAUAAUUUCCCAGAGUGCUAGCAAAUCUCUUCCAUUCAGCUGAUGUUCUCACACCGCAGUUAGUUUAAGAUUUUUUCCGGUUAAUGAUAGCCGAAUAUUACUUACUUCCAUGCUUAUGCUAAGUUUGUUACUUAAUUUUCAUAACAUCGGAUUGCAAGAAAGCGAGAGUGUUUUUUUUCCUUUUCGAGGGGAUUCUUUGGUUACUGCCUGCAAUAAAAAAGGUGAGCUUAGAUUCUGUUCUAA
Molecule: messenger RNA, 1478 nt
Organism: Pyrus x bretschneideri (Chinese white pear)
Lineage: Eukaryota; Viridiplantae; Streptophyta; Magnoliopsida; Rosales; Rosaceae
Product: rho GDP-dissociation inhibitor 1
Exons: 5
Coding region: 546-1232 (228 amino acids)
Biological process (GO): Rho protein signal transduction
Cellular component (GO): membrane; cytosol; cytoplasm
Molecular function (GO): Rho GDP-dissociation inhibitor activity; protein binding
Source: RefSeq, a predicted model, not a curated record